AUGGACAAGAGAACUCCGGUGAGGAAGCCUCACACUUCUACGGCAGAUCUGCUCACUUGGUCGGAGAAUCCGCCGGAGUCUUCCCCCGCCACCGCCUCCUCCGCCCGCUCCCACCAGCCGUCGGAUGGGAUCAGCAAAGUGGUGUUUGGUGGUCAGGUUACUGACGAAGAAGUUGAGAGCUUGAAUAAAAGAAAACCGUGCUCGGGCUAUAAAAUGAAGGAAAUGACUGGCAGUGGUAUUUUCAAACCAAAAGGAGAAAAUGGUGCAUCAGAAUCUGAGGACGACAGCCAAACCCCAGCAAACAAAACCGGGCUGCGCAUGUACCAGCAAGCAUUGGCGGGUGUGAGUCACAUAUCGUUUGCCGAAGAAGAAACUGUUUCUCUCAAGAAACCAACUACUCUUCCUGAAGUUGCAAAACAGAGGGAGCUGAGUGGGAAUCUGGAAAGUGAAUACGAAGCAAAGUUGAAGAAACAAAUUUCUGAUGCCAAGAACAAGGAGCUCAGUGGCCACAAUAUAUUUGCUCCACCCCCUGAAAUUCAACCCCGCCCUUUGUCUGCUCGGGCUUUGGCAUUAAGAGAAAGUAUCACCAUUGGGGAACCCACAUCUCAUAAUGUAAGUGGCUAA
Messenger RNA from Striga hermonthica, 624 nucleotides. Lineage: Eukaryota; Viridiplantae; Streptophyta; Magnoliopsida; Lamiales; Orobanchaceae. The record is from the annotation of a GenBank genome assembly.